Salvia miltiorrhiza (redroot sage) is the source of this 1034-nucleotide messenger RNA. RefSeq lists its product as uncharacterized. Bases 58 to 906 code for a protein of 282 amino acids. NCBI's taxonomy places the organism in Eukaryota, Viridiplantae, Streptophyta, Magnoliopsida, Lamiales, Lamiaceae. The record is from RefSeq and is a predicted model, not a curated record. Gene Ontology annotation, biological process: chromosome segregation. The transcript has 8 exons. Gene Ontology annotation, cellular component: outer kinetochore.
AAUGUAUUAAAGGCGGCAUUACAGGCAGAGAGGAGAAAAAUUUGAAAAGAAAAGACGAUGGAGGAACCCGUCGGAAAAUUGUGCACAACGCUGGCGAAAUUCUGCAACCACCUCCAAACUAGCUGCGCCGCCCUUAAAGAGUCCGUCGACCGCCGCCCAAUCCCCCUCGAUUCCGCUUCAACAACCUUCAUUCAAAGCGUUAAUCGGAGAGUAUCCGCCGCCGGCGACGACCUCAACAUUCUGGAAUCCAUGUCAUUCGCGACGGUGUCGUUUGAGGAGCUCUUGGGACACUGCAAUGAGGUCUUGAAGAAGAAUCGGAAUGACAUUUCUGACCUCCAGGAUCACCUCUAUUCCUCCUCCAACUACAUUCCCCCGCUUGAUUUUGACGAAGAAGCUGAGGUGGAUGACUUUUCUCUGGAUACUUUUUCGCCUGGAAGCGGUGUUGAAUUGAAGAGGAGCGAUGAUGUGGAAGACGAUCCCUUGCUUGAUGAUUCAUUGAGUUUGAAGAAAUUUGGGAUCUCUGAUAGUAGUCUUGCAGCCAUAGCAUCUCAAGCUCACAAUAAAUGCGAGAUGUAUGAAUCUGAUUUUGAGAUAGAAGAAGGAAGGACAGAUGAGAUGAAGGAAUGUGAAGAUUCUCGCAUUUCGCUGAAUGUCACAAGAGAUGAUUAUGAAAGUCUUCCUAAACACAUGAAGGGCUUGGCAUCAUGGGAGGAUCUCCAAAAUGCGGUUGCAAAAAUAAAUUCAUGCAUAGGAUCAAAGAAAACAAAGGCAGAGACUUUUCAGCAAGAUGAAAUUGAAUUGCUUGGACUAGGCUACAAAGCAAGAUCUUAUCUGUUGCUUCUUUUAAAAAUGAAUAGGCUACGCAUUGAGACCAAUGAAGGCGUCAUCUCAUACAAGAUCUUGUAAAUUUUGUAACAUGCCGUCCCAUACGCUAGCAAUUGUUCUUUCCUCGAGAUGCAUUUUUUAGUGGAAUCGAUUUGUAAAUUGUAACAUCUACAAUUUCCCUUCUAUUAAUAUUUUAUUUAUUAUUUUUA